CUUCACUCAUUUUCAUCACUUCUAUGUCCGAGUUUUCAUCUUCGAAUGUGUUAAAAGGCCUACACAACAACCUAUAAUUAUGAUUAAAUAUAAAUGUUAUGUAUUUCAAAAAGGUUCCAAUGUCUGCUGAGAUGCAGUCCGCAAAUGAUCACUUCCCGUUAAUUUCAGAUAGUAUAUAUAGCACAAAUCAUGAAUUUAGAAGAAGUUUGGGUGAACAUUUGUUGAAAAAAGAACGUCAACCUUCCAUAAAACAAGAAGAAACCAGCACUCAAACAAGCAAAACUAUUUUACAGUUAGCUCAGUUAGAAUUAGGUGAUAUGUCUCCGGAUAGUUUAAGCCCCAAAACCGACCAACAUGAUCCUGACAGUCCUGUUGGAUCCAUCCAAGCUGAGGCUUACAUCGAAAAUCUGUAUCUACCCUACAGUAGAAAGAGUCAAGUGCUUGACAGCGUUAACUCUGAAGAAACCUUGCAGGAAUCAUUUAAACAGGGGAAUACGCUUUUGCAAAAAUUUCUGGAAAAACGCUCAAAGCACGAUUUAAAACAAACGGAUGCAGUAAAUACAACAAACCCAUCAACAUUAACAACCCUGAACCUAAUUGGAACUAACAAACUCAAAAGCAGUUCUUGUGUCGAAAAUCUCUCAGUGCAAAAUGAACCGGAGAGAAAAGUUAGAAGUGGACAUUUUACUCUCAAGUCUGUAAAAGAGAAUUUUGCAAAAGCAGACAACUCAUUCAACCAUUUUUUACAACAAAAAUAUACGUUGCAUAUAAAUGACGACAGGAACUUUAACCGCCAACGUUUCGAAGUUGAUCCGAAUUCUAUAUCCUUCAUGUCACCGACAAUUUCAAGUCAAAACAAAAAUAAAAUGAUUGAAAUUGAAGCCACCCAAAGUCGUAUAUCACCCGUGCGAAAAGACAAUUCAUUCGGUAGUGGAAAACACGAACUUCAACCUAAUAUAAAAAUACCAUUCACAGAUUGUGAUGUAGGGAGUACGCAUGAUUCACAAUCAUUAUCUGGAAGCACAUUUCGAGAAGAUAAACUGAACUUAAGUCUUGGUGACGAUGGAUACACUGACUUGAAUCCUACUUCUCCAAAGCAUUAUUUAGUAAUUAAUCAAGCCAUGCACAAAAUACGUUCUGAUGACUGGACUGCAAGUUUACAUGGUCUUUUAGAGAUAGUUGAGAUAUGUAAAAAAGCGACUCCAGAGAGUAUAUAUCCGCAAAUGACAUCUGUAAAUCAAAAAUUAAUUGAGUUGUUAAAAAGCUCCAGAUCCCAUGUAUGUCGUACUGCAUGUCAAGCUGCGGGACAUCUUUUUGAACUUAUUGGAGAUACUAGGAGGCCGGAAUUUGACGAGAUAGUGGACAUUCUUCUAUGUAGAACAGCCGACUCCAACAAGUUUAUUCGGCAAGAUGCGAAUUUAGCCCUAGAUUGCAUGGUGACUCACAUUUCACCAAUACAUUCUGUGCGAGCUUUGUGCUCGAAAGGUCCCUCUCAUAAAAAUUGUCUGGUGCGACUUGCGGUGGCUAGAUUGCUAAUCUGUAUGACUGUAAUAACUGGCGUUGAAAAAAUUAUGUGCCCUACAGGAAACGACCAUACGAGGAGAAGGCUUUUUAUGAAUAUGUACAAGUUUAUAUGUGAUAAACACUUGGAUACGAGGAAGAUGGGCCAUCGACUGUAUAUGCUUUUGAGUAAGGACCGGAAUUUUGAAACGCAUACAAAAAAGUAUUUAGAGAGGGAUGAAAUAAUUUUGAUGAUGAAAAAUUUGAAAAUUAUUAACAAUAAAUAGUUAUAAACAAG
This is a messenger RNA of Aethina tumida (small hive beetle), 1798 nucleotides long. RefSeq lists its product as uncharacterized. Lineage: Eukaryota; Metazoa; Arthropoda; Insecta; Coleoptera; Nitidulidae. The transcript is spliced from 6 exons. The record is from RefSeq and is a predicted model, not a curated record. Gene Ontology annotation, molecular function: microtubule binding. Gene Ontology annotation, biological process: mitotic spindle assembly. Gene Ontology annotation, cellular component: mitotic spindle; cytoplasmic microtubule; microtubule organizing center. The coding region runs from base 99 to 1787 and encodes 562 amino acids.